AUGGCGCACCGCGAAGAGGCUAUGUAUCCGGAGGAGAUGAGAGGGUCAUCCUCUUCGGACAAAACCUACUUCGACUACGACCUGCCUCCCCUGUAUCACAUCGAAGACAUCUUCGUAGACUUGACUCAAAAUGCAUUGUCGCAUGAUCUUGGAGAUGCUUUGAGAAUUCUGAAGGAUCGACCUUUGCGUGUUGCAACCGUGUGUUCGGGUACUGAGAGCCCGCUGUUGGCUAUGAACAUGGUCAAGAAAGGCGAGUAUCAAGUCAUCCCUAAUAUUGCGAAAAAAGGCGAAUCCUCAAAAACAUUCUUCGGCCUUUUGGACUACGUGGCAGAGCACAAGCCUUCAAUUCUUAUCUUGGAGAAUGUGAAAGCCAAGCAGCAGAUUUGGGACGCCAUGGCGGACUGCUACAACGACCUUGGUUAUGCAACAGAGAUCAUCGAUGUUGACACCAAGAACUUCUAUCUACCUCAAACACGCCAGCGGAAGUACAUGGUGUGCAUCAGGAAGGAGAAUGAUCCCAAGGGAAUAGUUGAGCAGAAACUUACCCAGGUAAAGGCCCUGGUCAACAGUCUGAAGCGACAAGCAAGUUGCCCGGGCGGAUUCUUCUUGCUCGACGAGAACAGCAAACAGAUGAACCAGAUCGUUAACGAUCGCGACCUUGUGACGAAAAAGAAAAACGGCCAUUCCGACUGGGGCAAAGCACAGGAAUUGCACCGAAAACAGCGUCAGGUGUAUCAUCUCGGUCAGAAAAAGCCCAUUAGCAAUACCGGGUCAAAAAUGAAUGCCCCAAAAGGACCCGACUUUUACAUGCAUACGUGGUUCAAUUCACGAGGUGAACGAGAAAAGGACCUCCUUGAUAUCAUAUUCUUGAAAGGCAUAACACCCAUCGGCCGUGAUAGCAUUUCAUUUGACAUGAACUUCAAGGAGAGAUGGAUGAAUAUCUCACAAGCUGUCGAUCGACAGAGAGAGGGGAACAAAGGAUUCGGCAUUGUGGCAUGCAUAACACCGAAGGGCAUUCCUUUCUGCUCUACUCGUGGUGGUCCACUUACAGGACAAGAGGCGCUUGCAAUGCAAGGGCUGCCACUUUCGCAAAUGAUCUUCACUCGAGAGACACAAGAACAACUUCAAGAGCUGGCCGGAAAUGCAAUGACUUCGACUGUUGUCUGCGCAGUCACAUUGGCGACGCUUAUCCAUGGCCAUCAUUUUUUGAAGGAGAGAGAAACAAUCGAUCCUGAAAACAAAGAGAAGACGAAUGCUUUAGACCCUGAAACAGAGCUCAAGAAAGCAAAGUUUGACCAGGAAGAAAUGUUUUUCAGUGAGGUUGCAAAGCCCGAAGAGGUUGCAGACCCCGCAGAACAGGUGUCUAACCUGUGCAAUGAUAUCGAAAAGCUGCGAAGGUGGGCAUGUAGUAGUUCCCGAUACUGCUAUUGUGAAAAGCAAUCAGAGACGCAGUCAAAAAUCUUCAUGUGUGAUCUUUGUGGACACACCACAUGCGACUCCUGUAACAGGGACCCUCCUCAUGGUCCAACGACCAUGGCCUCAAUCCAGCGCCUUGAACCACUUGAAUUCAUCAAGAACUUGCGAAGAGACCUCCCGAUGAGACUCUGCCUGCAGGGGCUCGAUGGAAGUAUGUUUGAUCAAUUUCUCGAAUCGACCCCGAGUGAGCACGGCAGUAUCGACAUCAAUGAUGGCGCAAGCGAAGGCGAAGAAAGCAACGGAGAAAAAUAUGGCAAGACGGUACCCGGCAGAAAGACAGGAAAAUGCAAAAGAAGCAACACCAAAAAAGCCACCGUCGGAAAGGGCGUCGCCAGGAAGACCGUUGGCAACGAGACCACUAGCACCAGAAACAGCAAUAUUAUCCCCCGACCCGAUGAUCGCCAGAAAUACAGAAGUGUGAUUGGAGCUGCUGUCACAGACACCGUUCACUUUGUUAACAUUGAGCGUGCUGAAUCCUGGACUGUCUUUUACGAAGGACCUAAUAGCACGCUGCAGCUAGUAAUCGGCAGACAAUCAAUCCAGUGGCUUUUCUUCGCUAAGCCGCCAGCCGACUACCCUGCCCGAUGCUUGCUCCGAGAGAUAUUUGCAAAACCGAUUGCAAAAAUGACACCAAAAAUGAUACCAGAUCGAACGAUUCUUCAAGGUCGGUGGAAGAUUAGCCAACCAAUCAGUACUCAAUCGUCGGUCACGAUCAGUCGUUAUGAGACGCAAAGCGGAUUGAGCACUCAGCUUCCUGUAUACCCUGUACGCUGUGGAGUUUCUGAAAAAUCCGUUGCCGACGAAAAGGUUUGUGAAAGGAUCUCGGUGAAGUCAAAUGGAAAUGAAAAUUUGACGGAUCUAUGUGGCGCCUACGAGCUUUUGCCUAACUGCGGAACGGCUUUUGGCUCCCUUUACAAGAAGAUAGAGACCAAGGCGAGAACAGAUGGAUACGAGGAUAGACCGAUCUUCCUCUUCUUUGAUCCCUUGAAAUGCAGCGACACUAAACAUGAUUCGUUUGUAUUUGCGUUUGAGCAUAAUCGCAUUUCUGGAUAUGCGCCUCGCAUUACAAUUGCCGAAUUAUCUCAUGAAUGGAGACCAGAGAGUGUCACAGCUACCGACAAGCCUGUCAACCUUUUCUAUCGAUCAUGGCUAGCUAAGCCAGAGGUUAGCCUGAUAGAUAUCAUCGACUCCGAAGUGUCAUGUCAACCAUUGAUUCCUCGGCCGACUGUGAAUUUUGGUGGUGGAGAAAACAGCCAUGAUUACAGCCGUCUACUGAUUGCCAGCGGUCCCACGGCAGUUCUUAAUAUUCCGCACCUGGACUCCAUAGUAUGGAAACACCAUAAUAUUGAAAGAUUCCCUGAGAUACUGAAAGAAGCUGCCUGGGCUUUUGAAAGAUCCUCUUUACAGAUGGGGCUUGAGGGAUGGAGAGACGUCACUGUCGAUGGAGAUAUUCAGCACCAACACGGUACGAUCUGCGAAAUUUGCCAUCCUAAAAUGCCUGAGCCCGGAAACAAUCAAGAAGCAAUUGCAUACGAGCGCCUAAUCAAGACCAAGUGGCCAAAAUGGAUUAUUCGAACUCGCGAGCUCGAAAAUGGCAAGCGAGAACUCCAAUUCGCUCUCAACAUUCGGGCCAUGGCUCACACAGCCUGUCAAAAUAUGCUUCCUUUGCUGAAAGGCAAGACCCCUCAGAUCAGCUGGCGCCUCGAGCCGAACUACUUCGACGUGGGCAGAAAAUACCAUGGGAAGUUCCGGCUCAAGAAUACCGAGGAGGUCUCUCCUCGCAGGGGUCUUCCGGCUUUUCUUCGCAAAGAGCAACAAAGAUCGUUGGAUUGGAUGAUUGACCAGGAAAGACCAAACAUUGACCCGUUCGUCGAGAUGGAAGUGAAUGAAGCCCCAUUUCCCGCACUCGCCUGGCGUGCUGAAGUCAAAGUUACUGUUGAGACGGUUAUUCGAGGCGGUCUCUGCGCCGAUGAGGUCGGCUUCGGUAAAACGGCGCUCAUCCUUGGAUUGAUUUCCAGCCAGUGGGAUAAUGGGUGGAAUGUCAGAAUUCCCAAUGCACAGCCUGGACUGAAGAAAACCAAUGCAACUAUCAUCAUCGCCCCGUCGAACAUAAUCGGGCAGUGGUUAGAAGAGACCGAGAAAUUUCUCACAAAGGACUAUCGGAUAAAGAACUUUGUUGUUGAUAUUCGAACGAGUGCCGACUUCAAAAAUCCGAAGGGUCAAAGGAAGAGAAUGUCCCAGAUUGAAGGGGCCAGAAUCGUUCUUGUGAGCCUCGGUGCUCUGAAGGAACCUAAAUCUGUCGAGUUUCUGAAGAAAUACAGGUGGGUUCGGCUUGUCAUCGAUGAAUACCAUCUUCUAUGGGGCAACCAGAAGGAAUCCCAAUCGGAAGCCAUACUUUGUCUACAAGCCUACUCGAAAUGGAUUUUGUCAGGUACACCAGGGCUCGAGGACUUUGCUGAUAUCAAGACAAUUGCGAGGCUACUUGGGGCACACCUGGGGAUUGACGACGAUGGUGAUAUCAAAUCAACCAACAAGCGAUUGGUUUACACCCGAGACCAGUACUCCCACUUGCAAAAACUUGAGAAGUUCCAACCCAUUCACAGCGAGUUCUGGUACAAGAACCGACGGAGCCAUGCCCAAGGGUUUCUUGAUCGAUUUGCGCGCCAGAAUCAUGUCGAGGAAAGGAUUGAAUUUGAUACCUUCUAUGACGGCUUCCCGCAAUCUACAGAUGAACGACAUGUGUAUCAGAUCCUUGAAAAACAUCUUAAGGAUCUGGAAAGUGGCAAUCUUUCCGACAAGAGCAACCAGUUACCUCCUAGCCUACGAGAUUGUUUGGAAGAACUCAAGAAGUGUGCCGGAGAGGCAGGCGGAUACGAGCAUGCACCUUUGCUCUGCUCUCUCUCAGCCACAUUCACAAGCUCGCCCUACAGGUUUGAAAUCUGCCAAUACAGAAGGAAAGAGUCCGAAGACAGGUUUAAGAUGAACUGGAAAGAAUUGCGGGAGGAGUGCAAAGACUUCAUGAAAAGGUACGACAAGUUUCACAAGGGCUUAUCCAAGGACUUUUCCCAGUUGGUCAUGGCGAAAUUACAAGAUAAAGAUGGAAUUUGUGGAUUCGGGGAUCCAGAACUCUCAAUUCGCGUGACUGGGAUCCUUGGGUAUCUGCUGAAGUCAAUCCACGACAUCCAGCAUGGAGGUAAAGUCGUGGCGAUGGAAGAUGAGAAUGAAGAGAAUCAACAGAAUGAACAGGUCGGUCAGGUUGAACUUGCAGAUGGGGAAAAUGAGGCAGAAGAUGAGGAAGAACGCCCGGUCGAUGAUGAGAGACAUGACGAGGAAGAAAAUUCUCGCGAGGGCAAGCAAGGCCCUCCUCGCAUUCCUUUUCCCAAAGAAGUCACUGAUCAAAUUGUACGUCGGUUUGAGCAUUUGGCCAACAUUAACCAAGAUAUCCGAUUCUGGACCACAGCUUGUCGACUACACCCCAACCAAGAUGGGCCAGUUGAGGAAACCUGCCAGUGCGCAUCUUGUCCGGAAAUGAUCAAAAAAUCGGCAAUCAUCAUCUUGCGAUCAUGCGGACAUAUUCUUUGCGAGACGUGCUUGGGUAAGGUCCAACAUGGGACGUGCCGGGUCAGUCGAUGCUCAGGGUCAGCAGCAUUAUCCGACCAGUGUCGACUAGAGGACUUCCGAGUCGGAAAGAACAAGAAAGACAAAGAAGUUGUGUCGAAGUACAGUUCGAAGUUGCGAAAGCUCACCCAGAUCAUUGAGGAGUCCCCUCCGGAUGAUCAGGUGUUGGUGUUCUGCCAAUAUGAGCCUAUGUUCGAGAUGAUCAAAAGCUUGCUCCAGGACAAAUUGAAAGACAACUUUGAGUGUAUCUGUGCAAAGGGUAAAACAGUGGUCAGCUCGAUUGAGACAUUCAAGAAGAAGCAGGGCAAAGCGAAGGACUUCAAAUUCAACAAAGUUCUUAUUUUGCUUCUUGGGGGUGAGGACAUGGCUGGGCAGAAUCUCCAGUGCGCAAAUCAUGUUAUUUUUGUCAAUCCUCGCCUGGCCGAAACCCAUGUCCAGUGGAAAGAUGAUAUGGAACAAGCCAUCGGUCGUGUCCGUCGUCCCGGACAGACUAAGCAAGUCUACGUGCAUCACUUGAUAGCUGAGGAAACUGCAGAUGUUACCGUCCUCGAGAAGUGGGAAGGCCACGUCGUACGCAGAAAGGACCCCAUCUUCGCGCCAGUGAAGAGACCAAGCGACGACUGGUUGGGAGAAGGGCGGCGUGUCCGUCAAAGAACCAGCUAA
Penicillium cosmopolitanum is the source of this 5757-nucleotide messenger RNA. RefSeq names its product putative SNF2 family helicase. Lineage: Eukaryota; Fungi; Ascomycota; Eurotiomycetes; Eurotiales; Aspergillaceae. The coding region runs from base 1 to 5757 and encodes 1918 amino acids. The record is from RefSeq and is a predicted model, not a curated record. Gene Ontology annotation, molecular function: ATP-dependent chromatin remodeler activity; ATP binding; methyltransferase activity. The transcript is spliced from 3 exons.